GAUAUAACCUCUCCCAAAGAUACUCACCCAAAAAAGACGGAAUGUUGUGAAAAUUUGUGAUUUCCCUGGAAAAGUGUGAGUGUGGAUGGAGAAACUGACUGUAUGGAGCGACAGGACUUAACGGACAUAGAGAAAGUCGAGAAAUCCAAGCCCUAAGACGAUUUUUCUAGACAGAGAAAGAUACAAUGGAGAGGCAGUGGAGAUAUUUUUUAAUCCUUGUAUGGAUUGGAUUCACAUUAUUCUGCGGUAUUCAUAUAUUCACGAAUGGAUUCCUUUUGACGCGAAUGGUGCAGAAGGAGCGAUCGUCCUGUGUCCACGUCCCAGCUUCCUGUCCACAGAAUGAGACCCACUGCACUGCGUCGACGAGAUUGAAACAGUAUUUGGACAAUGCCAACUUAUCAGACAGUAUUUGCCUGCCCCAGAAAAGCAGAGUGAUACUCAUCGUUAUUGACGCGCUGAAGUAUGAUUUUGGAGUUUAUGAUCCGGGCAAGUAUCUGCUGAGAUUCACUAUCUUUAUGGGCAGCUUCUAAAACUGAUGAAUGUGUGCUCUGAUUUCAGGUCUCCGGACGCCUCUGGCCUACCAGAAUCGCAUGCCAAUCUUCAGCGAGAUACUAAAUGCGCAUCCCCGUCGAAGUCGCAUGAUGAAGUUUCUGGCAGACCCACCGACAACCACUCUCCAGCGACUCAAGGGCAUGACGACGGGGAGUUUGCCCACGUUUAUAGACAUUGGAUCCAACUUUGCCUCGCCAGAGAUCAAUGAAGACAAUAUUAUUGAUCAGAUCGUGGGGCAAAAUCUGUCAGCGGUCUUCAUGGGCGACAGCACAUGGACAGAUCUGUUCCCGGGACGAUUCUCCCGCCAAUACUCAUACCCAAGCUUCAACAUCUUCGACCUGGACACUGUGGACAGACGAAUUGAGAAGCAUCUCCCGGGAGAGUUGGAGAAGAACGACUGGGAUUUGCUCGUGGCGCACUUCCUCGGUGUGGAUCACUGUGGCCACAAGCACGGACCCUUGCACGGCGAGAUGAGUCGGAAGCUGGGCGAAAUGGACGCCAUCAUCAGGAGUGUGAUUGACGCAAUGGCCAACGACACAAUGCUGAUUGUGGUUGGAGAUCAUGGCAUGACAUCAUCGGGUGACCACGGAGGAGACUCCGAAGAUGAGCUGACUUCGCUGAUUUUCGCCUACUCAAAAGGCAAUGAUCUCACCACAAGAGGAAAUGUCUCAGCCAUGCAACAGAUUGAUUUGGUGCCAACACUUGCCGCAAUAUUUGGUGUUCCUAUUCCAUACUCGAAUUUGGGCACAAUCCGCACAAAUUUGCUGCCAGAAGUGGCGAAGACUCCUCGGCUGGACACACUGCUUCUGCAUCUGUGGCAGAACGCCAAGCAAGUUCAGAGGUACUUCCAGCACUACGCCCUCACGAAUCUGGGCACCUUCCGUCCUGACCACAUCGAUGACUUGCACAACAAAUUCCUGGUACUGUCGCAUCGUGUGAACUCCAUCUACUCCGAUGCGGCAUUCAUGAACUUCGCCACGGAUCUGGAGAGUCACCUGAAGGGCAUUCUUGUGACGUGUCACGAUAUUUGGGUGCGAUUCGACGACUUAUCGAUGGGACACGGGCUGCUGAUAGCCAUUCUGACGGUGUUUGGGUGCUUCUUGCUGUUUCACAACUUGAAAGUUCGCCAACUGGACCAACUCUUCAGCACUUCCACCGUGACGACCAUUUACUUCAGUAAUGUCGUCUGUGUUCUCGCUAUUGUGGCACUCAAGCUGACCUCGGUGACUUCUAUGAGCUCCAUUAUGCUCUAUAUGGCGGCAUUCAACUUGUUCAUCCUCGGACUGUUCAUCAUUCAGAAUUGGAGCAAUAUUGUGGAGAACUGGAGUGAGAUUGGAAAGUUUUCCAACACUGUAACCCGAGUGGUGUAUCUGAUGUUGGUCACUGUGUUCUUCUCAAACAGCUUCAUCCUCCAGGAGCCGAAGAUUCUCACGUACAUCCUCACGGGGAUGCUACUGUAUGUGCUUUACGGCCUGAAGAAUGCAUUCGCGCCCGAGCUGGAGCGUGGCAAGCGAAGACUUGGGGCAAUUUUCUCAUCAGUGCCAAUGCACCUGAUCGGAUUGGCGUGUGUGGCGUUGGUGUGUCUAAGAGUGACACACUUGUUUUUCCGAUGUCGUGAGGAGCAUGGAAAUUGUCUGGAAUUCUCAUCGGCUGGCAGUGGCGGUGGCAUCGGGACGACAGCGAGGAGAAAAUUAGAUUUGAUUGCCGUUGUGGCGGUUGCACUCUUUGCCACCCUGACACGAAUAUAUCUGCGAAGCUGUGGCAACUUGGCUGGCUUCUCAUGGAACACCAUCUUGGCACGAUAUGGCCCGACAUUGGCGACCAUAUGCACCAGCGGAUAUUUCCUUCUGUCGCCAACAAAUGCCGCAACACCUGGCAUUCCGCAAAUUCACAUUGAUGCCAUGGCAUGGAUUGUGGGUGGAAUAUUCCUAGCGCAAGUGCUCGUGCUCAUGUACCGGCCACUGAUGACAUAUCUGGUGCCACAGGGCGUGCCAGAUGACAUAGACAUGACCACGGGACGCAUGAUACCGGAUCUCUUUAGGCGACUAAAGAACAUAUAUUGCGAGAACACGGAGAGGAGCAAGAUACCGAUAAUUUGUGGCCUUGGGACUGUCUAUUCAUCAACAGUGGUGUCCUAUUUUGUCAUCUCAACUAUCCUCGUGUGUCUGCUCCUUGGCACAAAGGCGACCACUGGCCUCUUUGUCACCAUCCUCAUUGCAGUCGUAUUUAUUAUCCUCACUGGCAUUCUGCGCUACCAGACGGCUAAGAAUCUUGAGUCUUGCCUGCAGCCCACUUUUGCCACCCUGGUGGUGUGGCUCCUCCUCAUCCACUUCACCUUCUACACCACGUCCCACCAGACGACACUCUCGCAAAUUGACUGGCAUCCAGCCUUUGUGGGCAGGACGGCGUACCACGAUCACAGCAACUUCAUUUCCGCAUUCCUAGUCAUCAUAACAACAUUUUGCGGUGCUGCACUCCUCGGUACGGUCUUCCCGCUGGUCACUCUUGCGCCCUUCUUCAUCUACACGGCGCUGCCGAAUUUGGCGGCUCAUCAUCGUGAUUUGGCGCCGGAACGACGACCUGAGCGCCUGAAGACAAGCAACAAUGUGGAGUAUAGAAGGGUGAACAUCGCCAGUGUGGAUGAGGCCACUGGGGAGGCGACGAGCGAAGUGGAGUGGGACAUCACAAAGGGCGAGCUCAAUUUAUUCGAGAAUGGGCCACUCUUCAUUGGGGCCAUCUUCAAGAGUGCGUGCCAAUUGAUGGCUCUCCAGGGACUCAGGAUUUUCUGCUCAAUGCUGGCCUGUACAAUCCACUGUCGGCAUUUGAUGGUGUGGAAAAUAUUCGCACCACGAUUUAUAUAUGAAGGUAUUUCCACCUAUGUUCUCCUGGGAGCAAUUCUUCUCAGCUACUUGAUGCUGAUCCGUGUUCACAGGGCCGUAGUAAAUCUCAUUGUAAAAUUCAGCAAAUCUAAUUAAAAAGAGAUACAACAGUGAAAAGCAGUCCAAUUCGAGACUUGGUGAAAUUCGAACGAGGGAAGCUCAAAGAGAGAGAAUGUGAAAUUGAAUUCCUUCACUGGUAUUUUCUCUUUUAUUUAUUUUUAUUUUAUUUUUUAAUGUUUAUAUAUUGUAAUGGUAUCUUUUGACUAACAAACAAAUUUAAACGGUUCUUAUGAUUGUAAUUGUUUUUUUUUUAUCUCACUUUAGUUAGUAUUCUUUUUCAUCUCUUAUAUAAGGUGACUGUCUAUUUAAAGUGUUUUCUUCUCCUCUAACGCCUUCAUUUUUUCUUUAUUCUUUAACUUCAAUGGGAUUAUUAUGAUUUCUUUAUUGAGUCCUUCUUCUGUGUAAAUUGUGUUGUCUUUUCAUCUCUCUACUUGUUCACUCUUUUCUUUAUCUAUCUCAUUUGUCUAUUCUUGUGUUUCAGCAAAUGGGAGAGAUGGUAUUUCGCUAAAACAUUUUUAAAAUGUAUAUCAUAUUAUGUAAUUUACCAUAUACAUUUAAAUUUAUAUUUCAAUUCAGAGAAUAAUUAAAGAUUGUCAUAUAUACUCUACGCAACUGAAAUGAUUUUUCUGUCUCAUAUCUUGUUUACUCGUUUAACCUUGUUCAUUUAAUCUUUAUUUCAUGUAAUGUUUGCCAAAUACCACACCAUCUCAAUGCUCAUUCAAGUUUGUGCCACUUCGUGCAUUGCAUAUUGCUUGAGGAGUGAUUUUUGUGGCUUCAAGUGCACAGGAAGUCUCGCGAGUGAAUUUUCAAGUUGCACUUCAUUUGCAAAUCACACGAUUCGAAUAGCUCUAAAUUGCGAAUGGUGGAAUCAACAGUUGCUGCUUGGCAAUCUAUUAACUCACGAUUGGUAAGCAAACACUCCUCAAAGUCUACCUGAAUUGGCACAAAUUGCGAGAUGGAAUUCAUUCGGAGUGGUAUUUUAAUUUCUCCUCUUUCCUAUUUUCUUAUUGCAAGUCUUUCUGAGUAACACUGACAAUGUUAAUGAAUUUUCUCAAAGAGUGUCCUCUCCACUGGCGGAGUGCACUUUCAGCAUGUCCCACACGGGGAGAUGUUGAAUGAAAGAUAACGGGCAAGAGAAUAAGUCGGGGAGAAGGGAGAGAAAGCGUUACAAUGGGGGAGUUUUUACAGUAUUAAGGAGUUGUGUGUGUUUGGGGGGCGGCAUAGAAGUUGACGGAAGGGAGGGGGACAUUUUAAUUAACUUAGUGAAUCUCAAAAAUGUUUAUCACAAUCCUCAUGUUGCAGAGUGCAUUUUCUAACUUUAAUAGUUUUAUAAACUUGCUUAUAUUUUCUCACUUUCCUAUUUAAUAAUUCAACAUGCACCAGAGAAUGUUAACGAGGUGAGGAAUGAAAAAGAGUUGUAAUAUUUUUCAACAAACAAGUUAAUUUCAUCAUUAACAUAUGAGAGACAUGGGGCGGGGGCUGAAGGGACGCGGGCGGCUGGAGAGACUGUGGAAUACUCAAUUGAUUUUCGGCUGGCCCCCGAGAGCACGGAAAAAAUACAACAUUCACGUGUGAAUAUUUUUUUUAAACCACCGAGAGAAGGAAAGUAAAGGGAGAGGAAAAAUAACGCGAAUGCCUCUGAAAUAUUCAACACACGCAGGACACGGAGUCAAUCGUCCACCAAUUUACAUUAUUUACACAAAAAAUUAUUUAUACUUGAUUUCCAUCCUUUUUUUAUAUGUAACUCUUCGUCUAAAAAUUGGUCAGAAAGUCACAAAAUUAGAGAGACUUCACGUCUAUUUUUUUUUCUUUCUUCUUCCUUUUCAUGACAACAUGAAAUAAUUUGUUAAAAAAGAUAAUAUGUUCAAUUUGUUUGUGCUUCACUAAUUAAUUUCCUUUCCAUUUCAUUUUGCUCCCUUACAGGGUGUCUCUGUCUCAAACGUCUCUAUUUAUUUCCAUGCAUGACACUCGAAUUGAGACACUUUGUAACAUACAAACCUCUUUAGUGAAGAGCUUUCCUAUGAUUUCAUGCCAUAUUUCGGAGAUUCCAUUUUACUCCUAAUUCAUACCGCACUCAAGGAUUUUGCAUGCGCUCAGCGGCCUGCCAAACCGAGCCGGAAGAAGAUCCUGCUGACGAGGAUCACGGCGAAAAUGC
This is a messenger RNA of Phlebotomus argentipes, 5646 nucleotides long. RefSeq names its product GPI ethanolamine phosphate transferase 3 (gene PIG-O). The coding region runs from base 540 to 3527 and encodes 995 amino acids. The transcript is spliced from 5 exons. Gene Ontology annotation, biological process: GPI anchor biosynthetic process. Gene Ontology annotation, molecular function: mannose-ethanolamine phosphotransferase activity. Gene Ontology annotation, cellular component: endoplasmic reticulum membrane. NCBI's taxonomy places the organism in Eukaryota, Metazoa, Arthropoda, Insecta, Diptera, Psychodidae. The record is from RefSeq and is a predicted model, not a curated record.